Molecule: messenger RNA, 1432 nt
Organism: Theobroma cacao (cacao)
Lineage: Eukaryota; Viridiplantae; Streptophyta; Magnoliopsida; Malvales; Malvaceae
Product: GDSL esterase/lipase At5g45670-like
Molecular function (GO): hydrolase activity, acting on ester bonds
Source: RefSeq, a predicted model, not a curated record
CCUGUUGGCAUUUGUAUUCCUUACCAGAUGCCAUCAUUCCCUUAGGCUUACUCCACACGUUUCCAGCAUUCUUUUUGAGCUUCUGAUUCUUACCAUUUGAGUAAUUAAAAUGGAGAAAUGGUGGGGGGUGCUUGGGGUGGUGUUGGUUUUGAAUUUGAGCUUUGGGGUUAGAGGGGCACCGCAAGUUCCUUGUUACUUCAUUUUUGGGGAUUCCUUGGUGGACAAUGGGAAUAAUAAUCAACUGUCGUCGUUGGCUAGAGCUAAUUACUUGCCUUAUGGGAUUGACUUCCCUAAUGGACCGACCGGAAGGUUUUCCAACGGUAAAACUACUAUCGAUGUCAUAGCUGAACUUUUGGGCUUUGACAAUUACAUUCCUCCUUACUCAACCGUAAGUGGUAGACAAAUACUGGGAGGGGUUAAUUAUGCAUCCGCGGCUGCCGGAAUCAGAGAAGAGACUGGACAGCAACUGGGAGGUCGGAUCAGUUUCAGCGGGCAAGUCAGAAAUUACCGAGAAACAGUUUCGCAAGUGGUGAACUUGCUAGGAGAUGAAGACACAGCAGCAAAUUAUUUGAGCAAGUGCAUUUACUCAAUCGGAUUGGGCAGCAACGACUACCUUAACAACUAUUUCAUGCCCGCCUUUUACUCAACCAGCAGGCAAUAUAACCCCGAGCAAUAUGCUGACGUUCUCAUUCAACAAUACACUGAGCAGCUUCAAGAUUUGUACAACUACGGUGCAAGGAAGUUUGUGCUGGUUGGGUUGGGUCAGAUAGGGUGCAGCCCAAACGAACUGGCUCAAAAUAGCGGAGAUGGUAGAACUUGUGUGGAGAGGAUCAACGAUGCCAACCGGAUUUUCAAUAGCAAGCUUAGAGCUCUGGUUGAUCAAUUCAACAACAACAAUUCUGAUGCAAAAUUCAUCUACAUUAAUGCUUAUGGAAUUUUCCAAGACAUAACAAGCAACCCUGCAGCUUACGGUUUCAAGGUGACAAAUGCAGGGUGUUGUGGGGUGGGGAGGAACAAUGGGCAAAUUACCUGCUUGCCUUACCAAACCCCAUGCCAAAACAGGGAUGAGUACCUGUUUUGGGAUGCUUUUCAUCCAGGUGAGGCUGCCAAUGUGAUCAUUGGAAGGAGAUCAUACAGUGCUCAGUCUUCCUCUGACGCUUACCCGAUCGACAUCCGCCGUCUUGCCCAGCUCUGAAGAUGGAGACGAGGUUUUUGGUAGGAUAAUAAAUAUUUAUAAAAUAGAUAAUUAUUUCAUAUGAUUCAAACUCUUUUUGUGUAUUUCUAAGUUUGUUACAAUCAUUAGUGUCAUCGUUCUAAGGGAUGUGGCAAUUAAUUAUAAUGUCAAAUAUCAGAGUCUAUGUUGUGGGUGUGUCUUUGUGAAAGUAAUGUAAAAUUUUGGCUUGUAAUGCUAAAGGCUUUUGAAUUUGGACCA